CACUACUAUAUAACAAAUAAUUUGAGAUUAUGCACCCUUACUCUCACAAUGUUUGCUGCACGUCUCUGUUCCCGUAUUGCCGUAGCUCGGCCCCUGAUCCAGCCCCUGGCUACCGUACAAUCCCUUAUGGUGAGAUCUCUCCAUUCCUCUCCCGUCUGUCAUGACGAGAGUUUCGAACAGGCUGCCAAGUUCAUCGGAGCAGGAUGUGCUACAGUUGGAGUAGCAGGAUCCGGUGCUGGUAUUGGUACAGUGUUCGGUUCCCUGGUAGAGGGAUACGCCAGGAACCCCUCCCUCAAGACCCAGCUCUUCUCCUACUGUGUCCUGGGGUUCGCUCUCUCUGAAGCUAUGGGAUUGUUCUGCCUCAUGAUUGCCUUUAUGAUCUUGUUCGCUUUGUAGAGAGUAUGGUGGUGCUGUUUUUAUAAAUUAUAUAAGUUAUAAUUAAGUGGUGAAAUGGUAGUGGUGACAUUGGCUUUGUUUCGGAAUAUUUUCAUAUUAAGGGUUGGAAUUUAUGCUCAA
Bolinopsis microptera is the source of this 516-nucleotide messenger RNA. RefSeq lists its product as uncharacterized. The transcript is spliced from 3 exons. Gene Ontology annotation, biological process: proton motive force-driven ATP synthesis; proton transmembrane transport. The coding region runs from base 49 to 396 and encodes 115 amino acids. The record is from RefSeq and is a predicted model, not a curated record. Lineage: Eukaryota; Metazoa; Ctenophora; Tentaculata; Lobata; Bolinopsidae. Gene Ontology annotation, molecular function: proton transmembrane transporter activity.